GCUCCUCUUUGCCUUUCCGGGUUGUUGGCGUCUGUCAGGAUCGAAACAGCAGGAGAGAAGCGGAGGGUUUUCCUUUCGCUUUUUCUCCCAAGCCAUUUUUCGGAUCUUGUAAACUCUCCGCAGCAUGAAGACGUUCGCCGGUCCUUCUGAGCCGACAUGCUGAGAGGAGUCCGUUAGCUGGCAGCGUCCGAGCCGAGCUGUGAAGCGGAGUGUGAGCGUGAGGAAGCAGAGCUGGUGGUUUUGUUAACCUCAGGAUGAUUUUAUAAUCGCACCAAACAAACUACAUAACCUGCUUUUUAAAUCAGGAGCGGGUUUAUAACCGCAGCUCGCCGCGUUUCGCCGAACAGCUGUCAGAGGUGUGAGAGGUGUUGCUGACGAAGCUGAAGUCAGCUGCUUAUUCUCCACCUCCUCGUUGGAAUUUUUCCGGUCCACCUUAAGUGGUGCAGCACUCGGAGCAGCCUCGGGCGCCAGACUGUAACUACUGCACCAUUUAAGGUGGAACGGGAAAAUUCCGACGGGGAGCUGGCGAAUUGGAAGCUGGUUUCAUCCUGGUGUUGUUGUGCGGUGUCAGCUCGGCCUGCUGUGAGAAAACUGAUGAAUAGCGUUAACAGCUGGUGUAACUUAACCGAGGACAGACAUGUCUGCGUUGUGCUGAUCUGGGCCAUAGGUUUAUUUAUGGAGCUCCCUUGUGUUUUAUUUUCUCAAAUUCUUGUGUUAAAAGGUGUAAAAGUAUUAAAAAGGAGGAUUAAACAAUACAAAUUAAAAAACGAUUGUUUCAAUGUUUUAAAGUUUUAGAUUGUUUUUUAACUUAAAAUCAUAUGUCAUGGAAUAUAUUCAUGUGUAUAUACAUGUUUUUAAACCGGAUUUUUCAUAGUUGAAGCGUUUAUGUCAAAGUUAGUCCAUCAUGGAGAUGUAACUGGCACUCAGAGUGGUUUGAUGUGACACGGUGCAUGAUGGAGAGGCUCACUGAGUCAGGUUGUUGUUUUGCAGUGGUGGUGAUCGGAAACAGGGUUCACAAUGUCUACAAUGCAAAUCUAGCCAUGUUGUUUAGGAGCUAAAAUGACCAGUGACCCUACACGUCUUCUAUACAUAAGGAUGACAGGGGUAAAAGUGGUAAAGCCAAGCUAUGUAUAGAUUUUCCACAGAAACUAUUUUGAUUUCCAAAAAAAAGUGAGUGUGGAGACUCGAAUCAGAAGUCUGAUGCCUCUGAAAUCUCUCUCACAGAAAUGUGUUACGUGAAAUUUACAUUUAUGCCAUUUGACUGGCGCUCUUAUCCAGAGCCACUUACAGUCUGAUCAUUUUACACAGGAAGGUGAAGGUGGUGUUGGGAGUCUUGCCCAAGGACUCUUAUUGGUGUAGUGUAGGGUGCUUGCUCUGGUGGGGGAUUGAACCCUAGUCUACAGUGUAGAAGGCAGAGGUGUUAACCACUACACUAACCAACCACAAAUGGUUAUAAAUAUGCUCAGAUGUAGUUUUACCAUAAAGUGUUGGCCUAAAACUUGCAUUUUUAAAUAACAUUCAUAGUUAAGAGGGCGUUGUACAGCAAAAUAAAAUUGCUCCUAUUUUACAGUCAUCAGCAUUACUUAAAACAACUCGAAAGACUUGUGCAGUUUUAUGAGCAGUUAACCAAUACUGAACAACUCUGACUCUGUGUAGGAGUCAGAAUUAUUCACAGUGGUGGUGAUAGGAACCAGACAUCUGAAGAGAAAGUUAUUAUAUGAAAUGGUUAUGAAUACACUGCCUGAUAUCUCAGACAUAGUUAAGAGGGCAAAAUAGCCCCCCCCUUGCUACUAUUGUACAAUUAUCAGCAUUACAUAUAAAAACUCCAAAAGACCUGUGUAGGUUUAAGGGUCUUUUUGGGUAGUAAAUAAAAUGGUAUCUUGAUGUCUAGUUCCUUUCUCCACUAUUUAAAUAGAUCUGGGUUAUUGCGUUUCUCUACGGUGAAGCACAUCAAACCAGUCUGAAUGGCUUUGUUUACAUCUCAGUAAUGGAUUCAUGGAGGAAUUUUAGGAAGUCAGUGGAAUUUUUCUUUAACCACUUUACUGGAUGGUGCUGAGUGCCUACAGACUAAAUACAGCACGUUCUAUCAUGCUUUGAUGUUUUUUGUGUACGAUAUGCAUUUCAUCAAUUAUUGUUUUUCACAUCUGAGUAAAUCUUCCAUUUGUAGUGCAAUGCCAGUGUCACUGCAGCAGAAAGUUGGCACAUCCUCCAGCUCAGAGUUUCCCCCAGACUGGGAAGAUGAUGAGCGGAUGGCCUUCUUGUUCUCCGCCUUCAAGGAAAACAGAGAGGUGGACCCGACAGACUGGGAUGGGAAAAUGAACUUCUGGUCCCCGCUGAUUGUGGAAAGCUGCCGAAGGCAAGGGUCUGUGUGUGUGAGCCUGCAGGAGCUGAAUGAAAGUUUUCGGAGAAAGGGGGCCAUUCCUCUGGGCCUGGGAACAGUCGUUCAGAGUAUGAUCAGGAGUGGGAAAGUGCAGAAGGAGUCGGAUUUUGCUGCUAACGUAGAUUCUGGCUGGUUGUCUUGGGGCGUCGGGCUGUUGUUGGUGAGACCGUUGAAAUGGACAUUGUCGGCUCUGCUGGGCAGCGGGAGAGUUCCAUUAGAGGAGACGUUUGUGGUGAUUGAAUUGGUUAAAGAGAAGGCUGCAGCAUUGCUGGCUGCGUAUCGAAGCUCUCCUUUGGCGGGACAGUCUCUGCUGUCCUUUCAGGAGCUGCGCUCUCUCUCCUCUCACAUCUGCCCGGACGAGACAACUCUGUGCCUGGCUCUGCUGCAGCUGCAGAGGGGGAAACACGUCACCGUCUCACUACAUGAGGGGGAAAAGUUGGUGAAGUUCAGUCAGGCAGGACAUGGACGCGUGUCUCCAGUCAGUGAGGUGGAUCUGGGGAUCUAUCAGCUGCACCGCAGUGAGAAGCUGCUGGAGGAGAGAGUGGAGGCCUUGGGCCAGGAAGCAGAAAAAUGUAAAGAACAGGCAAAGGCUCUGCUGAAAGAAGGGAAAAAGUCCCAGGCACUGAGAUGUCUAAAGGGGAGAAAGCGUGUGGAGAGGAAAGCAGACCGUUUGUACACUCAGCUUGAGACAGUUAAGGGAAUCCUGGACAGGAUAGCCAGCUCACAGACUGACCGCCUGGUGAUGCAGGCAUACCAGGCAGGCGUAGCAGCUCUGAGGAUUUCUCUGAAGGGCGUAACGGUUGAGAGAGCCGAGAACCUGGUUGACCAGAUUCAGGAGCUCUGUGAUACUCAGGAUGAAGUCAAUCAAACUCUUGCAGGUGGAGCCCUAGACUCAAAUGAAGCAGAUUCAGAGGAGCUGGAGGAGGAGCUGAAGUCUUUAUUAGAAGAGAAUGCUCCAGACACAAGUCUAACACUACCAGAGAUCCCAUCACACCCUAUCGCAACUAAAGAAACGGCUGUGCUGGACGACGCUUUCUUUCACUCCCUGCCCUCCGUGCCUGAUACUAGCAUUACCGAUGAGGAGCUGGAGAGGGAGCUCGGUCGAAUCAGGCUAAAUGCAACAUAGAGGACUGAUGUCAGUGUUGAAGUGUUGGCGUGACACAGCACAGAUGAGAACAGAUGGCACAAAAACCACUGGACAGGCUGUGUACAGAGACUGCAGUUUACAGAGAGAGAGCAAUCAUAUAGCCUACAGUGUGUUUCUUUUUUUUUUUUUUUUUUUUGUCAUGAUUCAUGUUUGUAAUGGCAUGUUUGUGUUUUUCUUUUUAAAGAGAGUUUUAAGAGUGGCCUUUAAGUAAAAAUGUAUUAUUCUAAUAAAAAUUAUGAUGCUUAACAGGGUAUAUUAA
Molecule: messenger RNA, 3786 nt
Organism: Pygocentrus nattereri (red-bellied piranha)
Lineage: Eukaryota; Metazoa; Chordata; Actinopteri; Characiformes; Serrasalmidae
Gene: chmp7
Product: charged multivesicular body protein 7
Exons: 10
Coding region: 2097-3506 (469 amino acids)
Biological process (GO): vesicle budding from membrane; late endosome to vacuole transport via multivesicular body sorting pathway
Cellular component (GO): ESCRT III complex; multivesicular body; cytoplasmic side of plasma membrane
Source: RefSeq, a predicted model, not a curated record